AUUAUGGCUUAAUCUUUGAUUUAUCAAGUAAUAGUAAUACUGUAUUACAAAGUCGUUUUUCAUAUCAGUUGCAACGCGAUAAAUAUAUUUGGUUAAAAAUUAAAAUGAGUCCAGCGAAUAAUACAAUACUCGAUCAAUUGAUCAAGCCCAAUGUAAACGAAGAAUAUGCAAAAUAUCUUGUUGAGCAACGUUACGGAUUGAAAGUGAAAAGCAUUUCCAAGCUUAACGCUUAUGAUGACAGAAACUAUCAUGUACUCUGCGAGAAUCGAUUUCAUAGCAGUAAUCCUUACAUAGCAAUGAUUGCUAAAGAUGGGUACGUUUUGAAGAUUAUUAACAGUUUAGAUUCUCGCAAUACAGACUUCAUUGAAGCACAGAACGAACUGUUGUUAUUUCUUGAUAAAAUGGGCUUUAUUUGCCCAGUUCCUGUAAGGCAAAAAGACGGUUCGUAUUACUCAAUGGAAAUGUUUGAUAAAGAAGGGCCAAUACAUGCGUUGCGAGUUCUAGUUUUUCGUCAGGGUGUAAUUUUAAACAACGUUUAUGCUUCUGUUGAACUUUUAAAGCAAAUUGGCUUAUAUGUUGCUCGUUUGGAUAGAACAAUGGAAAAGUUUUCACAUCCGGCAUAUGAAAAUCAAACAUCUAUAUGGAUUUUAUCAGCUGUACCAAAGCUUAGAGACUUUUUAUUUGUCUUAGAUGAUAAAAAAGACGUUAAUCUAAUCGAGAAGAUUAUAGUAGAUUUUGAGACGAAAGUACUAUCUAUCAUCAAAAAUUUGGACGAAGGAAUUGUACAUGGUGAUUUAAAUGAUGAUAAUAUAAUUGUAAAUGCAGAUGGAAAUAAUAUAGAAGCUAUCAUAGACUUUGGAGAUUCUCACAAAAGUUGUUUCAUAUUUGAAUUGGCGAUUUGUCUAUGUUACAUAAUUAUUUGGACUAAUGAUAUCGAUUUAGUUAAACACGUAAUCGAGGGUUAUCGAAUAGUCAGACAGUUGGCACAGCAAGAAAGAGAAAUAUUAAAAUUAUGUAUUUGUGCGAGAUUUGCUCAAAGCUUAGUUCUUGGAAUUUAUUCGUGCCAGAGAGAGCCAAACAAUAAAUAUUUGAUACGAUCUCAUAAAGCUAAGUGGUUACUAUUAAAAAAGCUUUGGGCAAUGGAUGAUCUAGAAGUAAUGAACAUUUGGAGUAUUAAUAAUUAAUUGACAAUAUGCUAUCCAAUUAAAGGAUAGACCAGUUAAUCCUUGAAAUUUUAUAAGUAUUAAAUAUUA
Molecule: messenger RNA, 1253 nt
Organism: Ceratosolen solmsi marchali
Lineage: Eukaryota; Metazoa; Arthropoda; Insecta; Hymenoptera; Agaonidae
Product: hydroxylysine kinase
Exons: 2
Coding region: 105-1184 (359 amino acids)
Molecular function (GO): amino acid kinase activity
Source: RefSeq, a predicted model, not a curated record